Messenger RNA from Cetraspora pellucida, 1680 nucleotides. NCBI's taxonomy places the organism in Eukaryota, Fungi, Glomeromycota, Glomeromycetes, Diversisporales, Gigasporaceae. The record is from the annotation of a GenBank genome assembly.
AUGAUCUUUAAUUCUAAAUAUCCAGAUAUAAAAGUUCCUGAAGUCGGAAUUUAUCAAUAUGUAACUAGUAAUCCAAACAAAAUUCCAGAUGAUAAGACUAUUUAUGUGGACGGGAUUACUGGCAAAAGUUACACUUUUGGCGAAUUUAAACAUGAAUCAAAAAAGUUUGCUGCUGGAUUACAGGAUAAAUUGGGAUUUAAACGUGGGGAUGUUUUGGCGAUAUUUUCGUCUAAUCAGAUUGACUAUCCUAUUAUUCUCUUUGGAACGAUUGCAGCUGGAGGCAAAGUAACGAUGGCUAAUCCAAAAUAUAAAACAAUAGAGGAAUUAAUUUAUCAUUUAACUGAUCCAGGCGCAUCGUUUCUAAUCGUGGAUCCAGAAUUUUUUGAAGCCGCUAUUGAAGCUUCAAUCAAUGCAAAUAUUCCCGCAUCUAAGAUACUGUUAUUUGGUGAUAAAGAAAUAAAAGGAUAUAAACCCUAUCGUUCUAUUUUAACUUGUGAUCGUGAAAUCGAGCCAAUUAAUUAUACUCCUGAAGAAGCGAAAUCAACGACUGCUUAUAUAGUUUACAGUUCUGGAACAACUGGAAAGCCAAAAGGUGUCGAACGUACUCACACAAACGUAGUUGCUGGUUUAAUUCAAUUAAUUACUUUAGAUAGUAAACUUGGACCACAUAGUACAACUAUGGGUAUCACACAAUUUUGUCACGGUUAUGCGCUUGAUCAUAUUCUUCAUGCAACCUUAAUUUAUGGUGCUACUACAAUCAUUCAUUCAAACUUCAAUUUGGAAACGAUUUGUGAAUCAAUUCAAAAAUAUAAAAUCAACCAUAUUUGUGCUGCUCCGUCAUUUAUACAUGAACUUGUCAAUGAUCCAUUGGCUCAAAAUUUUGAUUUAUCAAGUGUGGAUAGGAUUAUAAGCACGGCAGUUCGGUUAGAUGAUAAUUUAGAAAGAAAAUUUCAUGAAAUGUUUAAAAUACAGAUUAUUGAAGCUUAUGGUUCUACUGAAAUAGGUUGUGUAUUACGCCCUCCUGGUACAAUAAAGAAUGCAGCUCCUGGUAUUAUAUCAUUAAAUGAUGUACCUCCCGUGUAUAUUUCAUGGUUACUAAAGCAAUUAUUUUUAUUAGGUUCUAUUGGGAUUCUUUCGCCAAAUAUGAAAGCCAAAAUAUUAUCAGAAGAUGAAUUGGGAUACAAUGAACCUGGAGAAUUGUGGGUUCACGGUCUAAAUAUUAUGAAGGGUUAUUUCAAUCAUAAAGAAGCUACCGAUGCUGUUAUUGACAAAGACGGAUUUUUUAGCACAGGAGAUAUUGUAUCUAUUGAUGAAAAAGGGAACUACUUUAUUUUUAAUCGAAAAGCAGAUCUAAUAAAUUACAAAGUGAUACCUUUUGAAUUGGAACUUAUUCUACUCACGCAUGAUGCCGUAACAGAUGCAGUAGUGUUAGGAUAUUAUUCUGAAAAAGAAGCAACCGAAAUUCCUAUAGCAUAUGUCGUAAUUAAAAACUUGUAUGAGGAGUCUCAAUCUUUAGCAAGAGAAAUUCAAUCUUUUGUAGAUGAAAAGGUUGCACCACAUAAAAAAUUAAGAGGUGGCAUAUUGUUUAUUGAUAAAAUUCCAAAAAGUGAGACUGGUAAAAUUCUAAAAUUAGAUUUGAAGGAGAAAUUAAAGAAUGAUAAAAGAAUUAAAAUGAAUUAG